Molecule: messenger RNA, 4219 nt
Organism: Diabrotica balteata
Lineage: Eukaryota; Metazoa; Arthropoda; Insecta; Coleoptera; Chrysomelidae
Source: the annotation of a GenBank genome assembly
GUGUGGUGAAAGUUGUCAGUAAAUUGCAAAAAUGUAAAGUGAUAAAAAUUAUCAAGUUUAUUUCUAAUCAUAUAUUAUAGUGCAAUUAUGGCGAAAGACUACAAUAGUAGUGGUGACCAUGGUUCUCCGUAUACAAAUCAAGAAGAUUCUGAACAGUCAUUGGUUGGAAAAUUCAAAUCUAUUAUUAGUAAUACACCUUUGUCAAAGUGGUUCAGAAGACAAGACGAUAGUGUUAAGCCAACAAUAAGAAGACGUGAAGAAGAAGAUGAUGAUGAAGAAGACACCGAACAGUUUCAACCCCCCGCAAAAAGAGCAAAAUUUGUGGUCAAUCGGGAAGAUGUCAGUGUUUCACAUAUAAGAUCCAGUGAUAGUAUCAAAGACAAAUUGAUAAAUAGGAAUUAUACUAGUUUUCCAGAACCAGUAGCAGGUCCAUCUGGUAUACAAACACGAAAUUUACUUAACAAUGUUAAUUCUUCUAUAAAUAGUGAUAUAAAUGUACAGUUGUUUAGUAGUGACUUUUUAAAUGGACAUAAAGACUCUGAUAGUGAGGAAUCCACCAGUGGUUAUUCUUCUGUAGCUAGGAUUGGGAGCAAAGAGCAUGUUUGUCAGAGUGAAGGAAGCUCAAAGCAGCCUUCUCCUCUACAAACCACCUCGCCAAAUAGGAGAUCUCUCUUUGAAACCCCAACUGUAAAUAUGGCAAACCGUUCACUGUUUGCGGAUAGGAAUACAAGUCCACAGCUCAGUACGUCAUUGAGCUUAAGAAGACCCCAAUUUAACGCAUCAACUUUUGGUUCACCAAACUUUUUCGAUCAAACAUUAUCCACAGAAAAAGUUAUCAGUUCACCGUUUUAUAGUGGAAGUACAAUAUAUGGGGGAGCUUCAGCUUAUGGAAAUAAAUUUGGUAGGAGAGUAAAAGAUUUUAGAGCUAAUCUGAAGAGAUCAGUUCAUAUCAAACCUAUUAAGAAGACUAGUGAGAAUGGAAAUUUAGUUUUAGGCAAAACUGCAAGGAAAAUUUUAGAAACUAUAGAACAAUAUACUACACCUGUUAAUGAUGCUAAGAAAAUACCUGUAGCUUCAAAAAGGGCUAGACUAGAUAGUAGUUUGCUUGGGCAGCACAUUGGUGCAAAACCAUACACUUUAAUACCAGAAAAUGCCUCAAACAGAGAAUUACAGGUUCCUACAGUAUCUGAGUUACUAAAAAUGAAGCAAAAAGCAAAGCUUCAAAGUAGUACUGAGGCGGUUAGACAAAUUGCCACCACGUCCAAAUCAGACCUAAAUACAGUGCAACAAUCUUCGCCUACGAACACCUCCAAAAAAGAAACUCCACAAAAAGUGGAAACUCCUAAAACUUUUGCAACACUUCCGAAAUUUGAAUCAUCUCAAAAAAUAGAAACUGUUGCUAAGUCCAAAAUUUGUCAAAGCACAGAGGCUCCUCAGCUGACAGAAACUCCUAAAGUAACAAAAACUGUUUCUAAACCAGAAACUUCUCGUAAAACUGAAGUAAUACCUCAAAAAAACACAACCCUUCAAAAAGCAGAAAACACGACGAAAGAAAAGCUGAACACUUUGCCCAGUCUUCCAAUAACUACACCUUUAAGUAAAUCUGAUUCACUUAAUUCUGCAGCCAUUAAGAAAACAGUUGAAAAAAUACCAGAAAUUACUGUGACUACUACCCCAACAAAACCUCAAAAUUCACAGACAUCUUUUGGUAUUGGAGGUAUCAAAAAAACCAAUCAAAAGGAACAAAUACUAACCACUCAAUUUAAAUUUUCAGAUCCAUUAAUAGUUGCUGAAAAUCUGAACAGCAUCAUAGCCAUAAAUAAUUUCAAAUUUAGCGAACCUUUGGCUAAUAUAAACAAAACUGAUAAGAGCUCGAAGAGUUUUAAAGAGAAGAACAAUGGUCAAAGUAAUUCCAAAGAUAUUUCAUCGAAUACUUCAUUAUUAGAUAAAUUUAAACCAGCAAGUGGCACUUGGGAAUGCAGCACAUGUCUAAUUAGGAACAGUCAAGAUAAGACAAAAUGCAUAGCGUGCGAAACUCCCAAAGUAAAACCAGCACAGAUCGAGAAUACGAAAACUUCAUUUGGAGAUAAGUUCAAGAUGCCAGAAAAUAUGUGGGAAUGCCCGUCUGUAUGAUUAGGAAUGCAAAUGAUAGUGCCAAGUGUGUAGCAUGUGAAACACCUAAUCCAAAAGCUCCAUCAGUGGUUACUUCAUCUUCGAAUUUCCUAGCAAAGUUCCAGCCUCCAACAAACAGUUGGGAAUGUUCAACUUGUCUUGUAAGGAAUAAACAAGAACAUGAAAAAUGUAUUGCUUGUGAGAAUCCUAGGGUAGCGAAAACAAAUGUAGUGGAUGUGAUGAAUUCGUUUAAGAAGAAGGCAGAUGAAUGGACAUGUGAGGUGUGUAUGGUGAGGAAUCAGAUGGAUCGUAAUAAAUGUCAAUGCUGUGAAGCUAUGAAACCGGGAGCUCCAAAACCAACUGCCCAAGGAACUGGAAAAUUGCCUACAACAAAGUACAACUUUGGUUUGGACAAAACAGCAACUGCGCAGUUUAAAUUUGGAAUUCAGCCAAUAACUACAGGAGAAUCUACUUUAUCGAAAGUAUCCACGCCUGUUAGUACAGAAACUAAAUUAAACAGUAGUGCAACGCCUACUUUUUCAUUUGGUGUUAAAACUAGUACAGAGAAAAAGCCUGAAGUGGAACCUCCACAACCUGGUGGUAGCAAAGCGGUUGCUGUUAUUAGUGGAACUGUUUUACCAGAAAAAUCAUCAAGUACCAUUUCUACUAAGUUUGAAGAGAAAACUUCUCUUCCAGCAGUUGUUGCUGCUAAUGCUGCUAAGGAACCAAGUACAGCACCUACUGCCGCUGUAAAUGAUUUAAAUUCUGCAAGUCCUAAGCCUGCAUUUAGUUUUGCUGCGGAUACAUCCAAACCUACAGCCAAGUUUGAAUUUUCUAAGCCGGCUGUACCCACACCAACCAAUUCAGUCGAGCCUCCACCAAACAAAGUAGUGAAGUCUUCGCCUAAUCCAGGAUUUUCUUUUGGAAAAUCAGUCAAUUCCGCCGGUCAAACCACUACCACUGUAUUUGGACAGAAUACUCCAGCUGCUACUCCCGUGUUUGGUCAAGAUACACAGACUAAAUCGAUAUUUGGAGACAGGCCAUCAGGCAUAGUACUGUUUGGACAAAAUAAAUCGUCCAGUUCUACAAGUAAGUAUUUUUAGAUUAAAAUAUACAAUUAUUUUAAAAGUAAAAAAUCUGGGUCAAAAUUCCAUUAUUCUGUUUUGCUCAUUUUCCUUUCAGUAUUUUAUUUUUAGGCACUUUUUGCACCUGCGUUGCCUUCUUGAACCAAUUAAUCUUCUAUAGAAGUUUAUUCAAAAAUAGGGAAAGCCCUAAUAUAUUAUGUAUGUGAGAAUUCAUAGAUAUAUUUUUCUUUAGGUGGUAAUAAUGGCAUCGAUGCUAAACCUGCUCCAUCUUUUGGAAUUCCUACUAAACCAGCAGUGGACGUCCCAUCUACCAAUACAACAAUCUCGAAACCAUUCUCCUUCACAAAACCUAACGUGGAACCAGCCACCAAUGCCCCGGUAUUCAACUUUGGGCAGUCCGCAAGUCAAGCAGUCAGCGCAGCAACUACCCAAUCGUCUGGCUUCAGCUUUGGCCAGGCUGCAAAAUCGCCAGUUUUCAGUUUUACUGGAGCUAAAACAGACAGUGGAUCCACUACAACAAAUAUGUUUAGUGCAGCUGGCAAAAACGGACCUUUCAAUUUUGGUGGCAGUAACCAGAAUGCUGAUACCCAGAAGGCGGGAUUUAAUUUUGGAGCUUCGUCCACGACGCCGAUGCCAGCAUUUAAUAUGACACCGGCACAACCAGCAGCACAGGCAGCGCCUUCAGGAGGAUUCAACUUUUUUGACGCAAAUGCUAAACCAACGUUUAACUUCAGUGCAGGAUCUACACCAGUAUUUACAAGUGCACCAGGUGACGCUGCGCCCCCUAGAAAAAUAAAGAAGGCAGUCCGCAGAACUACUCAGCGGUAGUCAUUUGUUUUGUUACAGUGUAAAUAAAAAAAUAUUAUGGACGAAUCUGAUAUAUAAUUUUGAACGCUUAAGUUUUGCGGUUGUUUGUUUGUAAGGUAAGGAAUGAAUGUUAGAUUAUUACGGACAGAAACUUGUUGGAUCAUUGUAACUUCUUAUAAUCUGUAAAUUACUAAUUAACACAAGAUAAUGUAAUU